AUGGGCUUACAAAUUUCUGUAAUCAAUAGAACGUAGGACGCUAUGCUUUCAGAAAAAUCUCUGGACACCUGCAAAGACAAGUACAAAAGGAAAGAGGAAUGUUUUAGCAGAGAAAAAUAUUCCAAGCUUAUAAACAUGGAAUGAGAUACCCCGAUUGCACAAUUGCGGCUCGUGCAGUUGGUGGUAGUUACAGUAUCUCUGGGUAGGACGGUGUGUUUAUGUCUGCCGUAAGGAAUGACAGGUGUUGAACAUUCGUGUCUUUGAAGAUAUAGACUAUUGUAUCUAAAUAAAAUUAGUCAUGGGGACUGGUGAGAUGAGCGAAAGUGAAAUGCUGGACGUCGUCGAGGCUCGGAUAACACUGUUGGAAAAACAGAUUUUGGGAAAGCGAGACGUUCCAGAAAAUUACACGCCUGUAUCAGAAGCAAUUUCACGGACAAGCAGCCACUUGCAGAGUGCUAUAUCAGGUCGAGAAAAAAUUACUGCCGUCAUGAAAAGAUUGUCAGAACUCGAGAAAUAUCUUAACCCUAGUAAUGAUAUGUUGGGUGCGGCUGACAUCGAUGCUAUGUAUCAAACUAUACUACUUUCUGAGCCACUGUUAAGGAAUAAUGUUGUACUUUUAAAUCAGAUAAAGGAACUAGAACCAGUACUAAAUAGUGAACAUACAAAAAAUGUGCCAGCAUUGUCUAAGCGACUUGAACAAUUAGCUCUUACAAAUUUAGAACUUAAAGAUAAAGCAGACGAUUUAUGUGGAAACUUUCGUGAUUAUAUACAAGAGUAUAAUAGCGUUAUUACAGAAAUAUCGCGUGCACUUGUGAAAUUUGAUGCAUGUCUUACUCGAUUGGAGAUUGAAGCUCAGCCUAAGGUCAUUGAUGACUGAUGUUGCCGAGUUCCGAAUGUCUUUCAAGCCUUUUAUAGUGUAUAAUUCCUGUAGUCUAGCUAUCAGUACUGGUAUUGUAACGGACGAAUUGCAUCUGUGGACACAGUAGAUCAAUUUGUGCACACCAUUUAAUAACUUUGCAAAUCUACUUGUGAAAACCAAUUAUACAUAUGUAAUUGCAGGAACUUUGUGUUUAGUUCAAUAAGCUUGCAUUGUCAAUCGAUUAUUUCUGAAAAUGUGAAUAAAAAGUUAACGUAUUUGAUGUGCUUCACUCACAGUAGGGCCCAUUGGUCCCUGAAGCUUGUACUAAGGAUUAUGCUGUAAACUAUGUUUCAUUAAAAAAUAAAUAAAACUAGUGUAAU
Messenger RNA from Schistocerca americana (American grasshopper), 1239 nucleotides. Its product is annotated as dynactin subunit 3-like. Gene Ontology annotation, biological process: cytoskeleton-dependent cytokinesis. The record is from RefSeq and is a predicted model, not a curated record. The transcript is spliced from 2 exons. NCBI's taxonomy places the organism in Eukaryota, Metazoa, Arthropoda, Insecta, Orthoptera, Acrididae. Gene Ontology annotation, cellular component: dynactin complex. Bases 299 to 877 code for a protein of 192 amino acids.